Telopea speciosissima is the source of this 1273-nucleotide messenger RNA. RefSeq names its product mannan endo-1,4-beta-mannosidase 5-like. Lineage: Eukaryota; Viridiplantae; Streptophyta; Magnoliopsida; Proteales; Proteaceae. The transcript has 6 exons. The record is from RefSeq and is a predicted model, not a curated record. Bases 29 to 1273 code for a protein of 414 amino acids. Gene Ontology annotation, molecular function: hydrolase activity, hydrolyzing O-glycosyl compounds.
UAUCAAGUCUCCUCUAUCUCCUAAUCCAAUGGUUUGCUUCUUCAGUAGUACUAUAACCUGCAUUUGUGGUUCUUUGAUCCUUCUAGCCUUGGUUUCUGAAACUAGUGGCUCUUCUCCUGGAGGAUUCAUUGGAACCAGAAAUACCCAGUUUGUUCUUAAUGGGUCUCCUUUUUUCUUCAAUGGUUUUAAUUCCUACUGGAUGAUGAGUGUUGCAGCUGACCCCACUGAGAGUUACAAGGUUUCCAAUGUCUUCCGUGAUGCCAGAACCGCCGGCCUCACUGUUUGCCGGACUUGGGCUUUCAGUGAUGGCGGCGACAGGGCAUUACAGAUAUCUCCCGGCACCUAUGAUGAGAAGAUUUUCCAGGCACUUGAUUUUGUAAUUUCGGAAGCAAGGAAUUAUGGAAUUAGUUUAAUUUUGAGUUUGGUAAACAACUACAAUGACUAUGGAGGUAGAGCACAAUAUGUGCAGUGGGCAAGAAGCGCUGGACAGCAGAUCAGUGAUGAUGAUGGUUUUUAUACAAAUCCAGUGGUGAAAGAGUAUUACAAGAAUCAUGUUAAGAGAGUUCUAACAAGGUUGAACACCAUUACUGGAUUUGUUUAUAAAGAUGAUCCAACAAUCAUGGCAUGGGAGCUUAUGAAUGAACCGCGUUGCGAGGUCGACUAUUCUGGGAAAACAUUAAAUGUUUGGAUUCAAGAAAUGGCAACCUAUGUGAAGUAUCUGGACAAUAAACACUUGCUUGAGGUAGGGAUGGAGGGCUUUUAUGGAGAUUCAAUGCCAGACAAGAAGCAAUAUAAUCCAUCUGGUUACUUAGUUGGAACCGAUUUCAUUAGCAAUAAUCUCAUAAAGGAGAUUGAUUUUACCACAAUACAUGCAUAUCCAGAUAUUUGGUUAUCGGGCGAAAGCGACGACUCACAGAUGGCAUUCCUACAACGGUGGAUGGAAAGUCACUGGACAGACUCAAGAAUGAUAUUAAAGAAACCAUUGUUAUUUGCUGAAUUUGGAAAAUCAAAGAAAGAUCCUGGAUUCAAUAUUAGUAUUAGAGAUUCAUUCUUGAACACCAUUUAUAGUAACAUCUACAACUUUGCAAGGAGUGGAGGAACAAUUGGAGGUGGUUUGGUUUGGCAAAUUUUAGCUGAGGAGAUGGAGUCAUAUUAUGAUGGUUAUGAGAUUGUUUUAACCCAAAAUCCCUCAACAAGUAGAGUCAUUACUGAACAGUCUCAUCUCAUGACUACACUCUGUCAUAUAAGACCCCAAGGCACAGAUAGCCUUUAA